This is a messenger RNA of Toxotes jaculatrix (banded archerfish), 1187 nucleotides long. RefSeq lists its product as uncharacterized. Gene Ontology annotation, biological process: proteolysis. Lineage: Eukaryota; Metazoa; Chordata; Actinopteri; Toxotidae. The record is from RefSeq and is a predicted model, not a curated record. Bases 336 to 1058 code for a protein of 240 amino acids. The transcript is spliced from 8 exons. Gene Ontology annotation, molecular function: serine-type peptidase activity.
GGAAGUUCUCGUGUUGUUGCCGCUGGUGGAAAAUAAGAGAAAUCAUAAAACUUUUGGUAGAAAGUCUUUGAUUGGGUCAAAGUACAACUUAAACGUGGAAAAAUCCUGCAGGACUCUGGUGUGGUACAGUUCGGUGGGAGGAGCAGCAGCAGGUGCCCCUGACACCUCCGUGCUCCUACCAGUGUUGAUUGCAGCGGGUUUAUUGGCCGUCAAACAGCUGCCAUCAGCGGGAUCACAUCUGAACUGUGACCGCGGACCUCUGCAGCAGCCAAACCUCCGCUGCUUUUCUUCUGUUUCUCGGGCUGAGCGGAGUCUGUGUUCGUCUGUGUUCAGAGAUGAAGAGGAGGCUCCUGCUGGUGUCCAACUCCACCCUGCACGGCAGCGGCUACCUGGACCACUGUCAGCUGCACAUCUCACGCUUCUUCGGAAAAGAUGUGAAGAGAGUCCUGUUUGUUCCGUAUGCUCUCCAUGACAGAGACACCUACACCAGAGCCGCCAGGGACAAGUUUAAGACUCUGGGUUAUGAGGUGGACAGCAUCCACGAGGCGCCGGACCCCGUCAGUGCCGUCAGGAAGGCUGAGGGCAUUUUUAUAGGAGGAGGCAACACUUUCCGGCUGCUGAAGAGCCUCUACGACAACAAGGUGGUGACAGAGAUCAGGAGGAGAGUGCUGGAGGAUGGUGUCCCCUACAUGGGUUCCAGUGCAGGCACCAACGUGGCCACCGUCAGCAUCAGCACCACCAACGACAUGCCCAUCGUCUACCCUCCGUCCUUCUCUGCCAUCGGCCUCGUCCCCUUCAACAUCAACCCGCACUACCUUGACCCCGACCCCAGCAGCCGCCACAUGGGGGAGACCAGAGAACAGAGGAUCACCCAGUACCACGAAGAGCCUGAUACUCCAUGUGUUCUGGGUCUCAGGGAGGGGUCCAUGCUGCUGGUGGAGGGAGACAAAGCCACGCUGCUGGGAACCACUAAGGCCAGACUCUUCACCAGGGGAAAGCCCUCGGUGGAGUACGACCCGGGCAGCGACCUGAGCUUCCUGCUGACAGACGCACACUGACUCACCGCCACAGCUGACAGCGUCUCACCCUUUUGAUGAUAUUGUUGUGGAUGACAGUGCUGAAAUGAUUAUUCUGGUAAAAUCUGAAUAAAUAUUUUCCAGAAACGUCAAUGUGUCUUUGAAGAUGUU